This is a messenger RNA of Colletotrichum lupini, 1332 nucleotides long. RefSeq lists its product as uncharacterized. The coding region runs from base 1 to 1332 and encodes 443 amino acids. The transcript is spliced from 2 exons. The record is from RefSeq and is a predicted model, not a curated record. Lineage: Eukaryota; Fungi; Ascomycota; Sordariomycetes; Glomerellales; Glomerellaceae.
AUGGAAAACCAGAACCCUUACAAAGAACUAGAUCGAGGUGACUCCCCUCAAAUUCGUUUACUCAAGAUCGAAUCAGCAAAGAGCAACGACGAAGUUAUAAAAGUCAAUCUCUACACCAAGAGCUUGGAUAAAUCGCCUCCUUUCAAAGCUCUUUCAUACGCAUGGGGCGAUAGCAAACAUACCUCACGUAUCCUUCUCAAUGGUAUUCCUUUCGGCGUUACCUGGAAUCUCUACGAUGCCCUGGAAGUUUUACGAUCGAGGUCGAACGAGUACUUUCUAUGGGUAGACGCACUAUGCGUGAACCAGAAAGACGCUUCCGAAAAGGGUCAUCAGGUUUCGCUGAUGACACGCAUCUACUCUCAGGCUCAUGAAGUCUUGUGCUGGCUCGGGCCGUCUACGGAUGACGGUUCAGUUUUGCCGUUUUUACAUAAGUGCGCAGAAAUGGGUCGCGCACAAGAAGUACCCUUGCCUACUCCAGACAUCUUGACAGCUUUCGCAUCUAAGUCGAACGCGAUUCGCAGCAUACUUCACCGGCAGUACUGGUACAGAGUGUGGGUGGUUCAAGAAAACGCAUUAGCCAGGAAACGCCUCUAUUUAUGUGGAAGUCAUGAAAUUAGCAGCGACGAUCUUUAUUGGGGCUUGGCACAGAUAAAAGAUUCUCUCUUUCUGGCACCGAAAUGGCUUUGCAAUGAGUCGUUUUUGCAAGCAGCCGACGACGUCCACAACUUCCACCGCUACAAGAUGCUAGCCAACACUCUCAUAGCACCUCGCAAGCUCUAUAACCAUACAACAUCAGAGUCUCUUUCCCUAUUAAACAAAGUAAUGAUGGAUACCGCUCGGCUUAUGGCUACGGAUCCCCGGGACCAUCUCUACGGCAUCCUAGGUCUGUUUCCUGACCUGACUCACCUGAUCAAGCUGGAUUACAACAAGAGCCCGGAUGCCACUUUCUUGGAUUUCGCCCUACUAACUCUGAAGGAGAAUUCCAGGCUCAUAGCGCGUUCUGGAAUUGGACACAGGUUUUGUACUCGGGGGCGUAGGUCUUGCGACAAUCUGCCGUCGUGGGUCCCAAAUCAUAGCGGGCCUUUUGUUGAGAGUUAUGCCGGUAUCAGCCUUUGGACGAAGAACAGAUAUCUCGAAUUUGAGGCCGGAACUGUCUUUCCACAGGAGCUGAAAUGGCAUGUUGAACCAGUUACCCUGGUUCUUCGUGCCAGUGGUGUAGAGUUGGGCAGGAUUACUUCUGUUUCAAGCCCGAACAUGCUAUUUAACAAGAGAAUGGUCGAGUGGGACUCCUGCGCGGCAACCAAUGCCACAAAUCAUGCCUACAGUACUUAG